Choloepus didactylus (southern two-toed sloth) is the source of this 930-nucleotide messenger RNA. RefSeq names its product olfactory receptor 4P4-like. Gene Ontology annotation, molecular function: G protein-coupled receptor activity; olfactory receptor activity. The coding region runs from base 1 to 930 and encodes 309 amino acids. Gene Ontology annotation, biological process: G protein-coupled receptor signaling pathway. Gene Ontology annotation, cellular component: membrane. The record is from RefSeq and is a predicted model, not a curated record. NCBI's taxonomy places the organism in Eukaryota, Metazoa, Chordata, Mammalia, Pilosa, Megalonychidae. The transcript has a single exon.
AUGGAAAAUCAGAACAAUGUCACUGAAUUUGUCUUCUUGGGGAUGUGGAAGAAUAAGCAAAUAGAGCUGCUGUUCUGUUUCUUGUUUCUGCUCUGUUACUCGGCAAUCUUAAUGGGGAACUUCAUCAUCUUACACACGAUCACCUGCAGUCAUCUAAUCAAACAACCAAUGUACUACCUCCUCUGCCAUCUCUCCCUCAUGGACCUCUCCUUCACCACGGCUGUGGUUCCCCGGCUAAUUAGAGACUUAGCUUCAGAAAGAAAAAUCAUUUCUUUUAAUGACUGCAUGACCCAGCUCUUCACCUUCCACUUGCUGGGAAGUGCAGAAAUAUUAAUCUUGGUGUCCAUGGCUUUUGACCGCUAUGUUGCCAUUGUCAAACCCCUGCACUACAUGGUCAUCAUGAACCGGCAGAGGUGCAACACACUCAUUGUUGUGGCCUGGAGUGUGGGUUUUUGGCACUCUACUACUCUACUGCUCAUGGUCCUCAGUUUACCAUUCUGUGGCCCUAAUCAGAUCAAUCACUACAUGUGUGAUGUGAAUCCUCUUUUGAAACUGGUCUGCAAAGAUAUUCACGUCGUUAAUAUCUUAGCUAUAGUCAAUUCAGGGAUUGUGUUGAUUGUAGUUUUUCUGGUCUUAGUGGCUUCUUACAUAAACAUACUGUACCAUCUUAGGACACACUCCUCUGCAGGGAGACGCAAAGCUCUCUCAACCUGUAGCUCUCACAUAAUGGUUGUAGUUUUGUUUUUUGUGCCCUGUAUCUAUACCUAUGCUUCACCUGCUGUUAGUGAGAACAAGGAUAAGGAAAUCUCUGUGUUUUACACUGUGAUUUCCCCCAUGUUAAAUCCUCUCAUUUAUUCCCUGAGAAAUGUGGAGAUGAAGAAUGCCAUGCAGAAGGUAUGGUCUCAUAUGGAACAUUCAAAAUUAAAAUAA